AAUAACGGCACUCUUUCUCUCUCAUCUCGCCGUGUAUAGAGUCCUCGAAACUGGAGUACAAUUCUUUCUCAUCCACAUUGUCAGGAAACCUCGACAUCCAACGUUGUACUACUACUCCAUUAACAAUCAACAGAUCUUGGUCGUUCCUCUCUCUUCCCUAGCUCAAAAUUUUGAUGGACCUUUCUUCAAAAAAGAGGAAUCUUUUUCGGAAUUCCCCACUUUGUUUCAACUCAUCUAGUCGAUGGUGGUGAAGAUGAUGAAAUGGAGGCCAUGGCCCCCUCUGAUUUGCAGGAAAUUUGAGGUGAGGCUCACUGUGCACAAGCUGGAGGGCUGUGAUUGGGUGUGCGAGGGUGCAGACAAAGAUAAUGUUGGUUUCGCGGUGGAGAUCAGGUGGAAGGGCCCCAAGAUAUCGCUGGGCUCAUUCAGGAGAACUGUGAAGAGGAACUGUACAAGGGAAGAGUCGGUUAAGAGGGUUGCUGACCCAAACGACGCCGUUUUGUUGGAGUGGGAUGAGGAAUUUUGUAACGUCUGUAAUUUUUCUGGUUACAAGGACAAUGUGUUUCAUCCUUGGGAGAUCAAUUUUGCUGUCUUGCAAGUCACUGAGGGGUUGAACCAAGGUGCAAAGAACAAGAUUUCAGUUGUAGGUUUGGGAACAUUAAACAUUGCUGAAUAUGCUUCAAAGACUAAGGAGGAACUUUGUGUAGUCAAAAUUCCUUUAAUCGUGUCCAACAUCGCGGUCGAUCACCAUCCCUCUCUCUUCGUAUCUCUCGACUUGCUAGAACUUCAAGGUGCACAUCAAUCAGCCGAGUUGGUCCCUGAGUUGCAUGUUCCGCCCGUUUCAGCACCCGGAGAAGCUUCUUCUAUGGAUAAAGACGAGGAGGUAUCUGCACUUAAAUCUGCUCUCAGGAAGGUCAAAUUCAUUACUGAAUAUGUGUCAACUCGGAGGCCUAGAAAGACCGGCCAUGAAGAGGAGGGUAGUGAACGCAGGUACUUCUCUAAGAGUGAGGACGACGAAUAUGCUUACCCUUGUGAAUUGGACUCAACUGAUGAAUUUGAGGAAGGAGAAUGUGAUGAAGGCAAAAAGGACUGUGCUGUUAGGAAGUCAUUUAGCUACGGAACACUGGCUUAUGCUAAUCAUGCUGGUGUGUCAUGUUAUUCUGGUGCUACCAGCUAUGAUGCUGAAGAUUGGGUUUACUACAGUCACCGCCGGGGAUCAGAUGCUGGCUGCCCUCCUGUAGAGGACUCGAUUUCUUCAGCUCCGGAGCUAUCACUGAUACAAAACUCCAAACGUAGUAUUUUGCCUUGGAGGAAGAGGAAGCUGAGUUUCCGAUCUCCUAAAGCCAAAGGCGAACCAUUACUUAAAAAGGCUAAUGGUGAAGAAGGUGGAGAUGAUAUAGAUUUUGACCGCAGGCAGCUUAGUUCGGAUGAAUCUCUCUCUCCAAAGUGGCAAAGAACAGACAAGGAUCCAAAUGCAAAUCGAUCAUCGUUGUCUGAGUUUGGCGAUGAUAAUUUUGCUGUUGGAGUCUGGGAGCAGAGAGAAGUAACAAGCAGGGAUGGACACAUGAAGAUUCAGACGCAAGUCUUUUUUGCUUCGAUUGAUCAGCGUAGUGAGCGUGCUGCGGGAGAAAGUGCUUGUACGGUUCUUGUUGCUGUUAUUGCUGAUUGGUUGCAGAAGAACCGCAGCCUCAUGCCCAUCAAGUCGCAGUUUGAUAGUUUGAUCAGAUAUGGAUCCUUGGAAUGGAGAAAUCUUUGUGAGAAUGAAAUUUACAAGGAGCGUUUUCCCGACAAACACUUCGACUUAGAGACAGUCCUCCAUACGAAAAUCCUUGAUCUUUGCAUCGUUCCCAGCAGUUCCUUUGUUGGGUUUUUCCAUCCUGAUUGUAUAGAAGGGGAACAUUUUGAUUUUCUGCAUGGUGCCAUGUCCUUCGAUGUUAUUUGGGACGAGAUCAGCAGGCCAGAGAGUUCCACCAGUGGUGAAGCUCCGAUUUUCAUAGUCAGCUGGAACGAUCACUUUUUCGUCCUCAAGGUCGAGACAGAUGCUUACUACAUCAUCGACACUUUAGGGGAGCGUCUGCACGAAGGAUGCAAUCAAGCUUACAUACUGAAAUUCGACAGGAACACGACUAUCUAUAACCUGAAAAAUGGUGAUGAAUCACGAGAAGCAAAAUCUGCUGGCGAGCAAUGUGCUUCUGCUGCGUCAGUUGAGCCCGUUGACUCAAACGUGCAGGAAGCUAAGUUGAAGGAAGAGUCGGAGGAGAAGGAGAAGGAUGAAGAGGUUCUCUUUCACGGUAAGGAGUCGUGCAAAGAGUACAUAAAAAACUUCUUGGUUGCAAUCCCAAUCAGAGAACUGGAAGCAGAUGUGAAGAAAGGUUUGUCAAUGUCGACUCCCCUUCAUCACCGGCUGCAGAUAGAGUUUCACUACACGCGAUUGGAGCAGCAACCAGCGUUUGUUUCUCAGGCAACGGAGGUUGAUGUAUCUAUACCUGAAGUUGAGGCCUGAAUCUGGUAAAUGUAUAUCUGACUAGGGUGUAUAGCUAACUUCAAAAAUCCUUCGAAGAGGGGCGUGUGCUGACUACGAUGUAUCAUAGGACUAGGAAUCUACACUGAAGUUCAUCUUGGUGUACGCAUAUUGUGUUCGAUUCCCCGAUUGCUCUAGGUUGUACUUCUAGUAAUGUAUAAGGUGAUAGCAUUUUUUGGAUCCCACUUUGAUUUUGUCUUUCAUUCACUGGCUGUUAACUUUCUUUUAGAUUUGAAUGACAUAACAAUGUUGUUACUGAUAUCCA
Molecule: messenger RNA, 2783 nt
Organism: Salvia hispanica
Lineage: Eukaryota; Viridiplantae; Streptophyta; Magnoliopsida; Lamiales; Lamiaceae
Source: RefSeq, a predicted model, not a curated record